Gadus morhua (Atlantic cod) is the source of this 2115-nucleotide messenger RNA. RefSeq names its product mucin-5AC-like. The record is from RefSeq and is a predicted model, not a curated record. The transcript is spliced from 3 exons. The coding region runs from base 1 to 2115 and encodes 704 amino acids. NCBI's taxonomy places the organism in Eukaryota, Metazoa, Chordata, Actinopteri, Gadiformes, Gadidae.
AUGAAAAGUUCUGCAUCCACAGUUCUGACUUCAACAUAUGAAACAGUGACUUCUGACACACUGACCUCUCAAACUACUGGUCGAAUUUCCACAUCAGAGCCUUCAAAUUCUGCAUCCACAGUUCUGACUUCAACAGAUGGACCAUUGACUUCUGCAUCCACAGUUUUGACUUCAACAGAUGGAACAAUGACUUCUGACCCACUGACUUCUCAAACUACUGUUCAAUCGUCAACAUCAGAACAAUCGACUUCUGCAGUCACUGUUCUGACUUCAACAGCGGAGCCAUCGACUUCUGCAUCAACAGUUCUGACUUCAACAGAUCAACCAUUGACUUCUGCAUCCACAGUUCUGACCUCAACAGAUGGAACAAUGACUACUGACCCAUUGACUUCUCAAACUACGGUUCAAACGUCAACAGCAGAGCAAUCAACUUCUGCAUCAACAGUUCUGACUUCAACGGAUGGAGGAUUGACUUCUGCAUCCACAGAUAUGACUUCAACAGAUGGACCAUUGACUUCUGCAUCCACAUUUCUGAUUCCAACAGAUGGAACAUUGACUUCUGACCCACUGACCUCUCAAACUACAGUUCAAACCUCACCAGUAGAGCCAUCGACUUCUGCAUCCACACUUCUGACUUCAACAGAUCGACCGUUGACUUCCGCAUCCACUGUUCAAACUUCAACAGCAGAGCCAUCGACUCCCGCAUCCACAGUUCUGACUUCAACAGAUGGACCAUUGACUUCUGCGUCCACAAUUCUGACGACAACAGUUGGACCAUUGACUUCUGCCUCCACAGUUCAGACUUCAACAGAUGGACCAUUGACUUCUGCAUCCAUAGUUCUGACUUCAACAGAGGGAACAAUGACUUCUGACCCAUUGACUUCUCCAACUACGGUUCAAACUUCAACAGCAGAGCAAUCAACUUCUGCAUCAACAUUUCUGACUUCAACGGAUGGAGGAUUGACUUCUGCAUCCACAGAUAUGACUUCAACAGAUGGACCAUUGACCUCUGCAUCCACAAUUUUGACUUCAACAGAUGUAACAUUGACUUCCGCAUCCACUGUUCAAACUUCAACAGCAGAGCCAUCAACUCCCGCAUCCACAGUUCUGGCUUCAACAGAUGGACCAUUGACUUCUGCGUCCACAAUUCUGACAACAACAUUUGGACCAUUGACUUCUGCUUCCACAGUUCAGACUUCAACCGAUGCAAAUUUGACUUCUGACCCACUGAUUUCUCAAACUACGGUUCAAACAUCAACAGCAGAGCCAUCGACUUCUUCAUCCACAGUUCUGACUCCAACAGAUGGACCAUUUACUUCAGCAUCAACAGUUCCGACUUCAACAGAUGGACCAUUGACUUCUGCAUCCACAGUUCUGACUUCAGCAGAUGGAACAAUGACUUCUGACCCACUGACUUCUCAAACUACUGUUAAAAUUUCAACAUCAGAGCCAUUGACAUCUGCAGUCACAGUUCUAACUUCAACAGAUGAACCGUUGACUUCUGCAUCCACAGUUCUGACCUCAACAGUUGGAGCAUCGAUUUCUGCAUCCACACUUCUGACCUCAACAGAUGGACCAUUGACUUCUGCAUCCACAGUUCUGACUACAGCAAAUGAAAAUGUGACUUCUGACCCACUGACUUCUCAAACUACUGUUCAAUCUUCAACAUCAGAACAAUCGACUUCUGCAGUCACUGUUCUGACUUCAACAGCGGAGCCAUCGACUUCUGCAUCAACAGUUCUGACUUCAAAAGAUGAACCAUUGACUUCUGCCUCCACAGUUCUUACCUCAACAGAUGGAACAAUGACUACUGACCCAUUGACUUCUCAUACUACGGUUCAAACUUCAACAGCAGAUCAAUCGACUUCUGCAUCAACAGUUCUGAUGUCAACGGAUGGAGGGUUGACUUCUGCAUCCACAGUUAUGACUUCAACAGAUGGACAAUUGACUUCUGCAUCCACAGUUCUGACUUCAACAUAUGGAACAUUGACUUCUGACCCACUGACCUCUCAAACUACAGUUCAAACUUCACCAGUGAUGCCAUCGACUUCUGCAUCCACAGUUCUGACUUCAACAGAUGGACCAUUGACUUCCGCAUCCACUAUGGACCAUUGA